Triticum turgidum subsp. durum (durum wheat) is the source of this 1359-nucleotide messenger RNA. The record is from the annotation of a GenBank genome assembly. Lineage: Eukaryota; Viridiplantae; Streptophyta; Magnoliopsida; Poales; Poaceae.
AUGGAGAGCGACGACGAGGAGAUGCGCGACGCCUCCUCCUCCUCCUGCUCCGUCGCCGACGACGACGACGGGGACGCGGGGUUCGAGGAGGAGGAGGGGGACGGGAAGGACGGGGUGAUGGUGAUGGAGGUCCGGUGGUUCGAGGUCGACCUCGACUACGAGUACGACGCGCCGCGCUGGUUCGACCUCGCGCAGGACGAGGCGCCCGCCGAGGCCGCCGCCGCCGAGCUCUGGUUCGCCACCGCCCCCAGCUACCCGCCCUCCCCGUUGAUUGCAAUGAUGUUGGCUGAAGACCUUGGGCUGCCGAACCUAAGAAGCAUCACAGUUGCAGAUAUAGAGGCUGUGCGUUGCCCUAAACCGUCUCAAUGUUCUUCUGGUGCAACUGAACAAAGUAUAUAUCGAUCACAUGUACCAAAUGAAGGGCGGAUACCGUGCCAUGGAGCAUCAAAAAAUGAACGAAAACCUGUCACUCGAAGUGCUGUGAAGGGGAAUUUGUCCAAGGGGUCCACACUGAUGAAGCCUACAGCCAGUCAAUUGGCCAGGCAACACAAGCAACUUGAAGUGAAGAAUGCUGUACCGAGUAAAAAAUCAGUUGGAGUGAGAAGUGACAGAAGUACCAUUAGCUCAAAUGAUUGCACUCAACAAGCUGGUAAAAGGCAGAAACUUGAAAAAGGUCAUCUCAACAAGGAUGUUGCUACAAAUCAACAUGAGUUGAUUCACAAGGCCCAUGAAAAGAAUGUUAUGAGCAGUAGCUAUGAUCGUGCUACUGUUCUACCUAAAUUGAAGAUUACAGUUCCGAGAGAACCUGAGUUGGCUACUAAGCUGAGAGCAGAGAGGUCAAGGAUUCAAAGAUCAGUCCCAAGUAAUUCAAAGCAGUUAAACAGACGGGAUUUACAACCUGCUUGUAGGACUCAAUCGGCACCGACUAGAAAGGUCGUGCAACCUUUUCGGGCUCAUCAGCAUGCAAAUAUACAACAUGUCAAUGUUGCACCAAAAACGCCAGUGUGUUCAUCUAACCGUGCGACUAGUCUUCACAACAUUGAUAAAACAUCAGAAGAUGACCGAGAUGACACGACAGGCACGUUUAAAUUUAAAGCUCUGCCACUGGAUAAAAAGAUAUUGGCAAGCAGAGGAGACAUUGGUGUAUUUCAAACUGCCAAAAGAAAUCCUACAGUGCCCAAGGAAUUCAACUUGUCAACAAGCCGGAAGAGCAAGCCGCCUCCAUUAUCCGAACUCUUUAACAAGCUUUCUUUAAGUACCGAAGCCUGCCGUGCCAUGGGCUGCCAGACCAGUGAACGCCCAAAUUAUAUCACUACCAAGGACUGCAAAGAGAACAUGAUUGGUGCCAUUCAUUGCUAG